This is a messenger RNA of Sorex araneus (European shrew), 3802 nucleotides long. It is a transcript of the gene ADAMTS16, whose product is annotated as ADAM metallopeptidase with thrombospondin type 1 motif 16. NCBI's taxonomy places the organism in Eukaryota, Metazoa, Chordata, Mammalia, Eulipotyphla, Soricidae. Gene Ontology annotation, molecular function: metalloendopeptidase activity. Gene Ontology annotation, cellular component: extracellular matrix. The record is from RefSeq and is a predicted model, not a curated record. Gene Ontology annotation, biological process: extracellular matrix organization; proteolysis. The coding region runs from base 1 to 3678 and encodes 1225 amino acids. The transcript is spliced from 24 exons.
AUGGAGCCGCGCUCGCUGCGCUCGGGGGCGCGGGGAUGCGGCGCGGGACCCCGGCAGCUGCUCCUGCUGCUGCUGCUGCUGGCGCAGGUGGGCACCUGCGUGCGCUGCGCCCCGGAGCCCCGGCGCCACGCGUCCUCCCCUGCCAGCCGGCUGGGUGGAGAAGGGAGCAGCGACGGCUUCUGCCUCCUGCGCCUCUUCCACACAUUGAAGACCCCAGACUCGGCCUCGCCUGACCUCGAGUACGACCUGGUGAGCCCCUAUGAGGUGGACCCCGCGGGCGCCUUCGUGUCCCACGAGGUGGCGCACCCCCAGCGCAGGAGGAGGAGGCUGGCGCGGCGCGGGCCGGACGCGCUCCACCUGCGGCUCUCGGGCUUCCAGCGGGAUUUCCACCUGGACCUGAAGGCGGCCAGCGGCCUGGUGGCCCCGGGGCUGCGGGUGCAGAGGCUGGGCCCCGGGGGCCGGCGCUCCGCCCGGGCCCUCCCGCCCGACCAGCUCUGCUUCUACCAGGGCUCCCUGCGGGCGCACAGCAACUCCACCGUGGCCCUGUCCACCUGCACCGGGCUGUCAGGCCUCAUCCGGACCCCCGAAGCCGACUACUUCCUGACGCCCCUCCCCGAACACCUGGCCUCAGGGGGGCCCGGGUCCCCCUCCCACGUCCUCUACAAGCGCUCCACAGCCCCGCAGGCCCCGCGGACACGGCCCCCCGAAGACCCGAAGCUCCAGGGCAGCUUCAGCCCGCGGCCCCCCAGGCCACACUUCUGCGGACGGCGCCGGAAGUACACGCCCCAGCCUCCCCCCAAGGAUGUCUUCCUCCUGCCCGAUGAGUACGCGCCCCUCCCCCGGCCCAGGCGCGCCCUCCCGCGGGCCCACGAAGAGCACCACGUGGAGACGCUGGUUGUGGUCGACAAGGAGAUGGUGCGGAACCAUGGCCAGGAGAACGUCACCACCUACGUGCUGACCAUCCUCAACAUGGUGUCGGCUCUGUUCAGGGACGGGAGCAUCGGCGGCAACGUCAACAUCGCCGUCGUCGGGCUGAUUCUUCUGGAAGAGGAGCAGCCGGGGCUGGCCAUCAGCCACCACGCAGACCACACCCUGAGCAGCUUCUGCCAGUGGCAGUCGGGCCUGCAGGGGACACACGGCCGGCGGCACGACCACGCCAUCCUGCUCACGGGCCGGGACAUCUGCGCCUGGAGGAACAGCCCCUGCGACACGCUGGGCCUGGCGCCCAUCAGGGGGAUGUGCAGCAAGUACCGCAGCUGCACGGUGAACGAGGACACGGGCCUGGGGCUGGCUCUCACGGUGGCGCACGAGUCCGGGCACAACUUCGGCAUGCUCCACGACGGGGAGGGCAACGUGUGCAGGAGGUCUGAGGGCAGCAUCAUGUCCCCCACCCUGGCCGGCCGCAACGGGGUCUUCUCCUGGUCGCCCUGCAGCCGCCAGGACCUGCACCGAUUCCUGAGCUCCGCCCAAGCCCUGUGCCUGGCCGACCAGCCUCAGAGUGUGCAGGAGUACAAGUACCCAGAGAAGCUUCCGGGCGAGCUGUACGACGCGGACACACAGUGCAAGUGGCAGUUUGGAGCGAAGGCCAAGGUCUGCCUGCCGGGGUUCAAAAAGGACAUCUGCAAGGCCCUGUGGUGCCAUCGGACUGGAAGGAAGUGUGAGACGAAGUCCAUGCCCGCGGCAGAGGGCACCAGCUGCGGGCACGGCAUGUGGUGCCGAGGUGGGCAGUGCGUGAAGCGCGGUGGUGGGGGCCCCCGGCCUGCCCACGGCCACUGGUCCCCCUGGUCCCCCUGGUCGCCCUGCUCCAGGACCUGCGGAGGGGGCGUCUCUCACAGAGACCGCCUCUGCUCGAACCCCAGGCCGUCUCCCGGAGGGAAGCCCUGCGAGGGCGCGUCCCGGGCCCUGGCGCUCUGCAACCGUGAGCCCUGCCCCCCGGGCAGCGCCGACUUCCGGGCCCUGCAGUGUGCAGAGCACGACAGGAGGCAGUUCCGGGGGUGGCGCUACAGGUGGAAGCCCUACACCCAGGUGCCAGAUCAGGACUCAUGCAAGCUCUACUGCAUCGCAGAAGGAUUUGAUUUCUUCCUUUCGAUGUCAAAUAAGGUUAAAGACGGGACCCCCUGCUCGGAGGGUCGCCGUGACGUGUGCGUGGACGGGAGGUGUGAGAGAGUGGGCUGCGACCACGUGCUGGGGUCCGACGCUGUGGAGGACGCUUGUGGCGUGUGCAAGGGAGAUAACUCGGGGUGCACGACACACAGGGGUCUCUACGCUGAGCAGCCGCGUGAGCACGAGUACUCGCAGGUGCUGGAGAUCCCUGCAGGCGCCCGGAGCAUCCGCGUCUACGGGCUGAACGCCUCCAGCUCUUCCCUGGCCGUGCGCAGUGCCCGCCACGGGUACCACCUCAACGGGCACUGGGCGCUGGCCUGGCCUGGCCGCUACACGUUUGCGGGCACGACCUUUGACUACGGGAGGCCCCGCGGGGGGCCAGAGAGCUUGAGCGCCCCGGGGCCGACCAACGAGACGCUGAUAGUGGAGCUGCUGCUCCAGGGCAGAAACCCAGGCAUCGGCUGGGAGUACUCGGUGCCCCGGGUCCAGGGAGGGACACUCAGCGCCCAGCACAGCUACUCCUGGGUCCUGGUGCCCUCCGCGUGCUCCGUGUCCUGCGGGGGAGGGCACCUGACCACGCAGGAACGCUGCUACCAGGACCUGAGGGCCCCGGUGGACGCAUCCCUCUGCAACCCCGCCACGCGGCCAGCGGCGGGCGUGCUGCCCUGCGGGAACUCCGCCUGCCCCCCCAGCUGGUCCCUGGGGAGCUGGAGCGCCUGCAGCCGGACGUGCGGCGGGGGCACGCAGAGCCGCGCCGUGGACUGCGCGCGCCGCGCCCAGCGCCAGCUGCAGCCGCUGCCCGCCGGCCUGUGUCCGCAGCCCGCGCCCUCCCGGAGACGCGCCUGCCAGGCGCACAGCUGUCCACCCGUUUGGGGCACCGGGCCCUGGGCAGAGUGCUCGCGGCCCUGCGGGAAGGGCUGGCGGAAGCGGACCGUGGCCUGCAGGAGCUCCGACCCCUCCUCGCCCGAGGACGCGCUGCUGCCCGACGCCCUCUGCGCCCCGCUGCCCAGGCCCAGCGCCCAGGAGCCCUGUGUGCGCAGACGCUGCCCCAGGCCCAAGAAGCUGCAGUGGCUGGUGUCCGCCUGGUCCCAGUGCUCCGUCUCCUGCGGCUCGGGGACCCAGAGGCGCGUCCGCAGGUGUGCUGAGAAGUACGUGUCCGGGAAGUACCGCGAGCUGCCGGCGGAGAGCUGCGGGCCCCUGGCGCCACCCGCCCUGGAGCUGGAGCGAGCCUGCGGCGCCGGCCCCUGCUCCGCGCCGGCCCCAGGCGGGGGGCCCUUGCAGGCCGCCUGGCUCGCCUCCCCCUGGUCCCAGUGCUCUGCCAGCUGCGGGGGCGGCGUGCGGACGCGGUCAGUGCAGUGCCUGCGGGGCGGCCGGCUGGCCCCCGACUGCCCCCUGCCCCACAGGCCCGCAGCCUCCCUGGCCUGCAACACGCACUUCUGCCCCGUGGCCAGGAGGAGGGGUGCCCGCUGCCAAGACCUCUCCCGCGGGUGCCCGCUGGUGCCCCUCCGCGGCAUGUGCGCCCACCGGGCCUACGGGCGGCAGUGCUGCUGGACCUGCUCCAGGCCUGACGCAUGAGCGGGGACGGUGCGGCCGCACGCGGGAGUGCACAGCCCCUGCCCGACACCUCUGGGGGGCGCCGUCCUGCCUGAGCCGGGGCUGCUCUGGAGAGGAGACGCGGCGUCUGCGAGUCUGUGGCGAG